Molecule: messenger RNA, 589 nt
Organism: Trichosurus vulpecula (common brushtail)
Lineage: Eukaryota; Metazoa; Chordata; Mammalia; Diprotodontia; Phalangeridae
Product: pancreatic progenitor cell differentiation and proliferation factor-like
Exons: 1
Coding region: 194-538 (114 amino acids)
Biological process (GO): multicellular organism development; cell differentiation
Source: RefSeq, a predicted model, not a curated record
ACCCAAAGAACCCUCGCAUUUUCGUUGCCGUGGAGUAUCCUCCCGUAAUCUCCUUUACAAAUGGGCUCUGUGGCCUAGCGCCCCCUUCCCCCGAGCCAGGUCACCCGUGAUCGUCCGCCACAGCCCACUGCCUGACAGGGGCUGCUCGGGAGCCGCCACUAAGGUUUACAUCAUCAUAAGAAGAACAAGCAACAUGGCAGCAAUCCCGUCCAGCGGUUCACUUGUAGCAACCCAUGACUACUACCGAAGGCGUCUGGGUUCCACUUCCAGCAACAGCUCCUGUGGAAGUGCUGAGUACUCUGGGGAAGUGAUCCCCCACCAUCCUGGUCUUCCCAAAUCAGACCCAGGCCACUGGUGGGCAAGCUUCUUCUUCGGGAAGUCGAGUCAUCCGUUCAUGACAACUGUAUUGGAAUCCCCAGAGCACUCAGGAACUUUCCAGGUUGCUCAUGGCACGAUCACCUGUGACCUGGCUCAGGAGGCCAUGAGGAAGCGGCAUGUCAGCAAGCCCAGCAAGACCAACACUGGGCCUUCUGCAUGAGCAGCAGCACCCUCCUUGCUGCUCCCUCGCUUCUGAAGUGUGCUGGGCAUC